AAGCGGUUCUCUUCCCGCGACUUAACACGAAUCUCUCUCCUCGUCUCCUCUCCUCCUCUCCUCUGAUUUUCUCAAAACAGUGAAACGCAGAGAGGAGGUAUGACCUCUCGGAUCGCCGGGUCGCUUCGGAGUCGACUAGGCCGCCGCCUCCUCUCAGCCGCCUCAGCGCCGCCGCGCUCCUCCUCCUCCGCCUCCGCCGCCACGCCGGCGCCGACGCCGACGCCGCCGAUCGGUUCCAGGAGCCUCGAGCAUAUCCCGCCCACGGAUGUAACAAAGGCCGGAGGAUGCUUGGUUUCAUCUAGAGACCCCUCGAGAUGGUAUAUGAUCAACAGAUGGUCUUCACAUUUUCUUAAUAGUCACCAUGGACGGCAUCAGUUGUUUCCCUCGUUAGUAAGAACAUGUGCAGCCAAUUAUUCUACAAAUCAAUCAAAUCAAGCACCAAGAGAGGAGAGAAAAGAUAUAUCCACUGUAGAUGAUCCCUUUGAUGCUCCAACAUAUAAUAUUCCAGAAAAGCCAGUGACAUUUGCCGAGGGUGCUUCAUACAGUGUAGUGAUACUAGCUGGGUUGGGCAUAGCGGCCUUGGCUGCCUAUGCGGUUUUCAAAGAGCUCAUCUUCGAGCCGAAGGAGUACAAAAUCUUUGGAAAGGCUCUUCAAAGGGUUCAGAAGGAUAAUCAGGUUACAGUGAGAAUCGGCUCCCCUGUUACUGGAUAUGGGCAGGAAAGCAGAAAUCGUGCUGCUCGGCAGCGAAUUCCAAACAGGGUUUGGACCGAUGAAGACGGCGUCGAGCAUGUUGAGGUAAACUUCUAUAUUCGUGGACCCCAUGGUGCUGGAAAGGUGUACGCUGAAAUGUUCAAAGAUCGUGAGGACAAGAAUUGGAAGUUUACAUACCUAAUAGUUGAGAUCAAGUCUCCGACCCAAGCACAGUUGAUGUUAGAAUCCUAUGUCCCAGCUUAGGAUUGGGGGGAUGCUACGGUAUUUACGUUUUUAAGUCUCAUCCUUUGGGUCGUAAAGGGUGAGUUCAACAUCGACUAUAGAUUUUGCCAGCUGAUCUUUUCGACAUGGUGUUCUAAAUUUGUCCUUCCAUUUUGAUGAAAUUUCGAGUUCUUCUUCCUUUUUGAUUUACAAAUGCAAUUUUUUACAAAUGCAAUUUUUUUUCCAUUUUUACUCGAGGCUUUGCCUUGUCGUCCUAAUAUGUUUGCUUCUCCACUUUCUUCUCGGUCAUUGAACCUUCUCGUACUUUCACCUGCACCUGUAUAAUGAAUGGUAUGAACCACCUGUUCGAGAAACCUUGGAUUGAGACCUUUGGUGUUGAUC
Messenger RNA from Ananas comosus (pineapple), 1314 nucleotides. Its product is annotated as probable mitochondrial import inner membrane translocase subunit TIM21. Bases 100 to 954 code for a protein of 284 amino acids. NCBI's taxonomy places the organism in Eukaryota, Viridiplantae, Streptophyta, Magnoliopsida, Poales, Bromeliaceae. Gene Ontology annotation, cellular component: TIM23 mitochondrial import inner membrane translocase complex. The record is from RefSeq and is a predicted model, not a curated record. The transcript is spliced from 7 exons. Gene Ontology annotation, biological process: protein import into mitochondrial matrix.